Synchiropus splendidus (mandarinfish) is the source of this 9811-nucleotide messenger RNA. RefSeq names its product K(lysine) acetyltransferase 6A (gene kat6a). Gene Ontology annotation, biological process: regulation of DNA-templated transcription; nucleosome assembly. Lineage: Eukaryota; Metazoa; Chordata; Actinopteri; Syngnathiformes; Callionymidae. Gene Ontology annotation, cellular component: MOZ/MORF histone acetyltransferase complex; nucleosome. The record is from RefSeq and is a predicted model, not a curated record. The transcript has 17 exons. Gene Ontology annotation, molecular function: histone acetyltransferase activity; DNA binding. Bases 804 to 7613 code for a protein of 2269 amino acids.
ACCAGCCGUGCUCCUGUUUCACUCAAAGAUGGCGGCGGCUCCAGAGCCUCUGGUCUCUGGCUGCAUUUUAAGGCUUGUUGUUGUCUACCUUCCGCACGGUUUUGGCACCUUCUCCGCGGCGCCUCGACACCAUACUCCGGGUGUGUCAUCUGUCAAAGUGCCACAGGCAUGAAGGUGAUCUGACCUGGAUGCUCUCUGGUGUGAGAUAUUGGUUCAUCUUUGCUCGAAGAAGACUCCACUGGAAACGUUAAAACACCAAGAGAGGACUCCGAAAGACGAGGGAGAACGGGGAUCUUCGUUAUUUGGAAUAUUUUCGACGUCACUCGCAUUGCUGAGUUUCCUGGACUAUGUAUCGAUGGCAAAUGUUUCCUCCACCAUUUUUUUUAAUAGGAGGAAUCUGAUUUUAUUUCUCAAGUAAUAUUUAGUGAGAGCUUGGCUCAUUGUCAUAGAAAUUUGCUAGCUUUCUUGCUUACUUUCCUAAUGUAGUUUAUAGUCGGGAUGGUUUUCUGCUCUAAACAACCACCUCGCUUUGUGCAGGUGAAUACAUUUUUAUAAUGGUCCUUUAUUUCUGAGGCUUGUGCUAUGGUUAACCGCUGCUUAUCGUGCUGUUUUAAUUCAACGCUAUUUGGACUCUCAGUAAGACCCCAAGACAAGGGAUAGUAAGCUGAAAGCGUGAAGGGAGGUAUAGCCGGCGGCGCUACGGCGCAGGCCUGGAGUCUUUUUUGAGGCUAAUCAUCACUUUUUGUUUUUGAGAGGGCCUUGUGCUACGGCCUGGGGCCUUUGUGCCCUUGCACACCGCAGCCAUGGUGAAACUGGCGAACCCAACAUACACGCAGUGGAUCAUCGAGGCAAUCCAUAAGGUGAAGAAGCAGAAACAGCGACCAUCAGAGGAACGGAUUUGCAAUGCUGUGUCUAUGUCUCAUGGCCUCGAUCGCAAAACAGUUUUGGAACAGUUGGAGCUCAGUGUGAAGGAUGGCACCAUCCUGAAAGUCACCAACAAAGGUCUGAACUCUUACAAGGACCCUGAUUUUCCUGGGCGCAUCAUUGUGCCCAAGUCAAAAAGUGGGGGCACUUCUGGAGGAGGUGGAGGCGGGAGCGGUUGUGGUAGCACUAGUUUUGGUGGUGGCUCUCACUCUUAUACUGGAAAGAGACCAGGACUGGACUGGAACAAGUUGAUCAAGCGGGCACUAGAUGGUCUUCAUGAACCAGAGGGUUCAAGUAUAAAAAACAUUGAGCGUUUUCUAAAGUGCCAGGCUGAUGUGGCAGCUCACUUGUCCAGCAGUGGCGCUGUGGGAUCUGGCCUCUUCCACCAGCAACUUCGGGUAUCCCUGAAAAGGGCAGUGGCCCAUGGGCGAGUACUCAAGCAGGGCCCCCUGUUUUUGCUCGUCAGUCGCAGUAGCUCCCUGGAUGAUGGGACCGGGACGGUGUCCAUUGAAUCGCUGCCACCUGUGCGCCUAUUGCCUCAUGAGAAAGACAAGCCGGUGGCAGAGCCCAUCCCCAUCUGCAGCUUCUGUUUGGGGACCAAGGAGCAGAACCGCGAUAAGAAGCCUGAGGAACUCAUCUCAUGCGCCGACUGUGGCAACAGUGGCCACCCGUCCUGUCUCAAGUUUUCCCCGGAGCUCACAGUGCGAGUCAAAGCUCUGUGGUGGCAGUGCAUCGACUGCAAGACUUGCAGCAGCUGUCAGGAUCAAGGCAAAAAUGCGGACAACAUGUUGUUCUGCGACUCCUGUGACCGGGGCUUCCACAUGGAGUGCUGUGAUCCUCCUCUCACACGGAUGCCAAAAGGAAUGUGGAUUUGCCAAAUCUGCCAACCCAGGAAAAAGGGAAAGAAGCUUCUGCACGAAAAGGCAGCAGAAAUCAAACGGCGCUACAGUACACCGCUGGGAAGGCCCAAGAAUAGGCCAGGGCGACCCUUCAAGAAACUCGGUGGGCGUUCUCGACGGAAGCGCUCUGUUUCAGUCAGCUCCUCUUCCAGCUCGUCCUGUGAAGGGUACCCGGGUGACGACCGGCUUCUUUUCUCCAUGCGCGAAGACGGCGACAUGUCGCAGAGCAGUCUCCGCUUCAACAACAAGACCAAGGGCUUGAUCGAUGCCCUCACAAAGUUCUUUACACCGUCACCGGAAGGACGCAAAGCCCGCCAGGAAGUGGUGGACUACUCGCAGCAAUGCCGAAUCCGAAAGAAAAAUGGACGCAAAGGAGAGGGCGAUGACAGGACAGACAAUCAGGACGGGAGUGACUGGCGUGACGAGGACGACAGGCUGCCGGGCCAUGAAAACCUGACAGAAAAAGACAUCGAACUAUUUAGACACAUCCAGGAGCUCGCGUUACAGAAAGUGGGAGUGACGGGACCGCCGGACCCUCAGAUGCGCUGUCCAUCAGUCAUUGAAUUUGGCAAAUUUGAAAUCCAGACAUGGUACUCCUCUCCCUAUCCACAGGAGUACAGCAGACUACCCAAACUCUACUUGUGUGAGUUCUGUCUGCGUUACAUGAAGAGUCGAAGCAUCCUCUACCAGCACAUGAAGAAAUGCAGUUGGUUUCACCCUCCUGCCAACGAGAUCUAUAGGAAGGAUGAUGUCUCUGUGUUUGAGGUUGACGGGAACGUGAGCACAAUCUAUUGUCAGAAUCUGUGUUUGCUGGCGAAGCUCUUCCUGGACCACAAGACCCUCUACUACGAUGUGGAGCCCUUUCUUUUUUACGUCCUCACCCAGAAUGACAACAAAGGUUGCCACCUUGUCGGCUACUUUUCAAAGGAAAAGCACUGCCAACAGAAAUACAAUGUAUCAUGCAUCAUGAUAUUACCACAGUACCAGCGCAAGGGCUAUGGGCGCUUUCUCAUCGACUUCAGUUACCUGCUAUCAAAGCAGGAAGGCCAGCCUGGGUCACCAGAGAAACCCCUUUCAGACCUUGGCCGACUGUCCUACAUGGCCUACUGGCGGAGCGAGGUUCUUGAAUGUCUCGAUAAAGUCCGGGACAAGAAGAUCACCAUCAGACAGCUCAGCAAACUCACUGGAAUCUGCCCUCAGGACAUCACCACCACACUACACAGCCUCAACAUGCUGGAGCAACGAGGAGACAGAACGGUCCUUGUUCGGCGAGAAAAGAUUGUGGCUAAUCACAUGGCCAGGCUCAAAGCUCGACCGCGGCUGCUGGAAGUUGAUCCCGAGUGUCUACGCUGGACCCCAGUCAUUGUAACCAACACUGUUGUCUCCGACGCUGACGGAGAUGAUGAUGAUGAUGACGAUGAAGACAAUGAAGAAAACAUUGCUGAAAAACCAAGAAAACCCACCCGCAAUGAGAUCAAACCCAGUGUGAAGGCUCCACCAUUGUCCUGGCACUUACGUCAAAAGAAAAGCGAGGAGGAAGAAGAUGACGAGGAGGAUGAUGAGGAUGAUGAUGACGAAGAAGACAGGAAGGGCUUUCUGGGAUUUUCAAUGAACCAAAGCUCACCUGCCCAACCUGUUUCUGAAUCUACCCCAGCACCUCCCCCAGCGAAUGGAGAGCGGAGGCCAAGGGGUCGACCACCAAAAAACUGGCCAUGGGGUAAAGUAAAGGACAGCCAGAGAGCAAGUCGUCUGCCAAAGAUUCGUCCAAUGGAUGAUGAGGAUGAGGACGAAGAUGCAGAAGAUGAACGGCCAGAGAGGGUAAAACGGGCAACGUCCUGUAGCCCCCCAUCUCUUUUUUCCCUUGAUAGACAAGAAGAGUCGUCAAUCUUCCCCUCAUUGGACACUGCCAGACACCCCUCCACAACCCCUACGCGGAGGGGUCGACCGCCUAGAAAAAAGAGAGGACCCAGGCCAAGGCCAAUAGAUGAGCCUGGCGAGGAACCCAAAGACUUUCCUCUAAUUUCCAGGCUGAAUGAUCCUCCUCCAGCAAGAAAGGGCUGUUUUAGUGAAAGCAGUGAGGACGAGGAAGAUGAAGAAGAAGAGGACGGAGAAGAUGAGGAUAAGGGGACAUGUUCCCCUCCCAUUCUCACAAAGCCAGCUAUGGGGUUAAAAUGCAAGAAACCCCUGAGGAAACGUCGUUUUCGUCAGCGCAGCCACCCCCACAGCAGUGUGGUGACGGAGACCAUUUCUGAGACAACUGAAGUUUUGGAUGAGCCCUUUGUGGACUCUGAUUCAGAAAGAACAAUGCCCCUGCUAGAGGAGGAGAUAACUCCUCGGCCACCGUUGCGCCGCUAUCCACCUGCACGCUCUGCGUUACGGCUAUCAGACCCGUCACCAAAAAGAGGCCGGCCAUCCAACCUGACCGACUCAGAGGAAGAUGAGCCCACCCCUGUCCUGAAGCCGUUGGGAGCAUCUUCAACAUGUCCUUCUGAAACUGCAGCUGAAAAACCUGAAGUCCCAGUCAAGAGGAAGAAAGGCUGGCCCAAAGGAAAGAGCCGAAAACCACUGCACUGGAAAAAGAGGGGACCUGGAAGACCCCCUGGAAGUGGAGCAAAUCAGCGUGCAUCUGCUGACAGUCAGCCCCAGAGCGAAGGUGCUCAGCCAGCAAAAAUAAAGAUGAAACCAGGUCGCAAACCACGGAGCUGGUACCUUCAGCGGGCCCAGGAGGAGGCUAAAAGGCAGGGUCUGGAAGAGCAAAGGCAAAGACAGAACCAUGGUAUCGAUGCUCAGCUGGUUUCCAUGGAUGAGCGCAACAGCAAGCGACUUAGCCGAACCAAUCCAGAAACAAAACCGAGAGACUCUGAGGACGACGAUGAUUUUCUGCCAAAACCUAUAGAGCAGAAGAUCCCAAGAAGACGGGGAAGACCACCGAAGAAACCCACACUUAGCCAACAACCACAGCCUGUUCGUAAACAGUCUCCCGACUCAGAACCAGAUGAAGAGGAGGAAGAUGAAGAUGAGACAGAAAGACCUUGGGAGGAAGACAAAUCAAGUCGUCCUCCAUCCCGUCCGUUGCUGUCACCCUCCUCUUCGUCCAACUCAGGCUCCAGAGCCCCACAAUUCCGACCUCAGGACACUGAAAUGGUUGACAGGGAGGAUGAGGAUGACGACGAAAGGGAUGAGGAAGACUUGGCAAGCCCAGAUGGCAACAUCGAAUCAGUCGGCCGCCGAACUGCUGUGACUCCAAGUUCUGGAAGCAGACGCAGCGAAGACCACGACGCAGAUGAUGAAGGUGAUGGCCAUUUAGAGGAAAAAAGCAGCUGUAAGAAAAGGAAGAGUCGGGAAUCUGAAGAUGACGAUGAUGAAGAUGAAGAAGAAGAUUCUGCCUCUCGUGCAAACUCUCCACCGGUAAAAGAAGAACCUCAAAGUAGUGAGGCUUUUUUAGACAUGGAGAACAGCGUGGCCCGGGACUUUGUCAGUAAGCAAGAGGACGACGAUGAAGAGGAAGAAGAGGAGGAGGCUGCGGAGGACGAAGUGCAGGAGGCAAAGUGUCAGCCUCCCUCAGCUGAUCCGCAGCAGGAAGAGAGGCGGCGCAGGGAACAGGAGGAGGCUGCUGCCGCUGCUGCCGCAGUGGAGACUGUCACGGCCAUGUCUGUUCCCUCUGAUCCAAUAGAGCUCCAGCCUCUACACACUGAGGAUAAGGAUGUCACAAUACUGAUGGAACCACCACAUACACACUCACAUUCCCACCAGCACUCUGACUUUAAAGAGGAAAUGGGCCACAAUCACAACCACCACCCGCAUCACCAUUCCAAUGAACUGGACCUGGAGACAGUGCAGGCUGUUCAGUCCCUGACGCAAGGGGAAGCCCAAGAAGAAGAGGCAGAAACACAUCCUCAUCAUGGGGCUUACCAGGACUGUGAGGAGACCCUAGCUGCCUGUCGCACUCUGCAGAGUUACAGUAAUACCGGGGAGGCAGAGGAGGAGGCACUGGCCUUGGUUGAGGAAUGUGGGACCUCUCAAAACAGUAGCCCUCUUCCCAAUCCCCCAAUGCCGCCUCUUCCAAAUCAAUCUAUUAGAUCCGUGAACAGCCCAGGUUUGCCCACAGCAAUGAUUGACACCACGCCAUCCGGGCAGAGGGUUGGUACGCCUGGCCCGAACGGUGCUGGGGCAAAUAAUGGACCUACUGGUGGCGGUUACACGCAGAUCACCCCAGAACACCCGAGUUCUCUGUCUGCGCCCUCGCAGCAGAACAUGGAGACGUCACCCAUGAUGGAUGUCCCGUCCGUGUCGGACCACUCGCAGCAGGUGGUGGACAGCGGCUUCAGUGACCUGGGCAGCAUUGAGAGCACGACGGAAAACUAUGACAACCCCAGCAGCUAUGACUCAACCAUGGGAGGUGGAGGCAACGGCGCAGGAAACGGGGGAAAUGGAGGGGGCAUGUCGACAACGACGGUGACUGGAGCUUCUGCAGCAUCCUCGUCUGCCUCCUCCUCAAGUUCUGCAACUCCAUCUUCUUCCUCUUCCCAGUCCAACAGUUGCUCUUAUGCGCCAGCGCCCAGCCACACGUCUUCCACUGGGACAGGAGGGUCGCAGUUAAGUAUGGGCAGCUGUAGUCUCAUCCAGCAAACCGGCAGUGGUCCCAGCGGUGGCCCUGUUUCCAGUAAUGUUGGCAGUUCUGUCCCUCAGCCUCCGCCGCCUCCUCCACCAUCCAACACUCCUGGGUGUAGCAUCAAGUCACCUCAGAGCUGUGGUGUGAUCGAAAGGCCACCCAGCACCAAUCAGCAGCAACAGCAGGCCUCAAAGAAAGUCGCGCAACAGGCUGCACAACAGCAACAGGCCCCAAACUCCCAGCCUUCGCACUCUGCUGCCCCGCCGCCUUCACAACAGCAACAGUCCCUGUCGCAGUGCAGCAUGGGCAACGGCUUUUCUUCGACACCCAUGAUCAUGGAGAUUCCAGAAAGUGGGAGUGGUGGAGGUGGGCGUACCCUGUAUGAACGCAUGGGUCAGGACUUUGGCACUGGGGGCUACCCCCAGCCCUCUGCAACCUUCAGCCUUGCUAAACUCCAGCAACUGACCAACACAAUCAUGGACCCACAUGCAAUGUCCUACUCCCACUCUGCCUCCGUCACGUCCUAUGCCACAAGUGUGUCUCUUUCCAACCCUGGCCUGGCACCUUCGCCCCACACUCCUCUUCCACAAGGCCAGCCCACUAUGACUCCGCCUCCAAACCUUAGCUCUGGCUCCAUGAACCUCGGCUCCUUGCAGCUUCAGUGCAACAUGCCCACGCCAAACAUUGGCUUGGGUCCCCCGCCCCACACACAGCGACUGCAAGGCCAAAUGCCCACAGUCAAAGGACAUAUUUCUAUUCGCUCGAAAGCCACUCAACAGUUGGCCCCGGCGCCCCACCAGCAGCAGCUUUAUGGACGCAGCUCAGGGGCUGUUGCCAUGCAGGGCACUCCACGCACCUUGGCUGUUCAGCGCGGCAUGAUGCCAAACCUGAUGCCGACGCCAGCGGCGUACAACUCCAUGAACAUGACGCCGCUCAACGCCAUGUCAGCCGGCUACAGAAUGCCGCAACCGAUGAUGAACAGUGGUUACCAUGGCAACCCCCCUUAUAUGAAUCAGCCAGCUCAGUACCCCAUGCAAAUGCAGAUGGGCAUGAUGGGAGGACAAGGUUACCCACAGCAGCCUAUGCAGCCAAAUCACCAUGGCAACAUGAUGUAUACAGGCCCAUCCCAUCACGGCUAUGCUGGUGUUCCUAAACAGCCACCGUACAUGAGCAGAUGAGCAGCUGCGGACUGAUGAGAAUUGGGCCAAAGUUGAUACUUGCUGCACUCUUGCUGUUAACACUACGCUGUUGUAGAUGUAACAAUCAGAGAGGGCCUUUUUGGUUUCCCGUUUUCUGUGUUCUUCUGUCCUUGUUUUAAUACUUGGGCUCGUGUCCCCUCUUGAAUGAGAGUGAGUCGAAAGGAUUUGGGACAAGGUUGUGCACAUGGACUCCGGCCAUGCUUCACAAAUUCAGGAUGAGCUAACAUGCUCCGCGAGCACGGGCCCAAUGGUCGUCCUCCUGACGUGCGCGAGGACGAUGGAGGAGGGCGGAGGUGAACAGAAAAGGACAAGACAGGAGUUCCCUGAAUUUUGAGACUGCAAAUAAAGGACUGGUGAAAAAAUACCCAACCAUGCACACAAUCUUUAAACUGAUAUAGGAAGCCUUACCGUAAAAAGAAAAAAAAAAAGACUGAAGAAUUGUAGGUGGAUUAUUUUGUUUUGUAAAACAUGUUAAAACUUAUUUUUGUUGUCAUUUCUUUUUAUGGUUAUGAGAUAUUUGUGUGCAGUCUGACCUCUUAGAUGCUUUGGUCUUUAUAUGUGGCAUUCUGAAAAGGUGGCACACUCUCGAGUCCCUGAGGUUGGGACACAACAUCCGGUCUCACUGGCGGUGUUUCCAGAGUCUCUGUCUUCCCAGAUGGACGAUGUCAUACCAAAAACACACAAGAGGAGACGAGCGUGUUACUGUCUUACUUCAUGUCUACAGCUAAAAACGAGUAGUGUUCUAUUCCCGUUUUCCACCUCACUGAAGAUGUAAAUAUUCUGGUACUCUCGAAUAUUAAACAGCACACAAACACACACACACACACACGGCUACUUUACCAGCCAGUUCAGGAGAGAACCUUGAGCAGUUCUUGUCCACACUCCACUGGCACAGAUUCCAACUGUCUCCUUUUUAAUAACGGUUUACACAGAGCAAAUCAAAGGAAGAUGUUUCUACUCGCUGCGUAAAAUAAAAGUCGGUGAAUUCUUGUUCAAACCUCAGAAGUGUUCAUGACCCACACCAGGUUGAGGAGUCUGCAUUUUUAAUGUUGUAUUCUGUUGAAACUGUAAGUUUCUCUCCAGCAAACUCGACUAGAUGGAGGGCAAUAGACGGUCUUCGCAAAAGUUGUACCUGAAUGUCUGAUCUAGUGCAUGGUCCGGCCCCUCGCUCGGAGGCGCAGGAGAACAGGGUUAGGUGUAGUUAUGGCGUUCAAACAACAGGUGGGGCUGUUCAGGCGGUUGGCCCCUUAACAAGUGUUCAACAGAGAGGAGUUCCUUUUUCUUUUUUUUUUUUACUGACCUGACAUUGCAUACUUAAUUUGUGUGUACUGUUUUGUUUUCAAGUUACUUUUGUUUUGUUUUCUUUCUGAAUUUUAUCAGACCGGGCAGCUUUCUUUUCUGACUUAAGCUGACUCUUUUUUGACUUUAGAAAAGCUAUUGUAGAGAAAAAAAAUGUUUUUUCUAUAAUAUAAAAAGGAAAUUCUGACAUUGAUAUUGGUACUGUCAUUUUUUCCCCACUUCUGUUUCAGGAGAAAAAAACGGAACAAUUCAUAUUUUUUAGCUCGCCUCUUGGGUAACGGUUACUAUGAAAUUCAAAAUUUACAAAAACUCACUUUUUGUGACUUUAAGAUGCCUUUAACCUCUUCAUUCCAUCUCAUCGCUAGAGUUUUCUAUCUUUGUGUAGUAUAUAAUGCUAUUUUAAACAAAAAGACAACAGAUAUCUAAAGGUCACUUGGCAUUCUUUUUUUUUUUUUUAACUUGUGUGUGUAUAGGAAUACUUCCUUACAUUUAAGAGGCAUGUACAAAUGAGCUCAGUAUAUUUGUCUGUUUAUAUCGCUUCCUUUUUGUAUCCUUUGUAAUGUACAUGUUGCGUUGUAUGCUAAGAGAGCGCAAAAUACAAAGAGUGACGGCCGAGCACACGAUGGGCGGCAGAUUUGCGCUCGGCAGCCUCAAUGCUCUUCUGUCCAUGUAUGUAUUUCCUUUUUUUAUUUCUGUUUUUUUUCCUCCCUUCCUUUCUUAGCAAGUACUUUCAAAGAACUCUGUACAUUUUAACAUAAAAUGAAAAUAAAUUAUGUUGAGCCAUUCUUGUUUCUCUUGAGCUCUUUAAAGUAGAUCCCAUCCUGUCAACGGUACGCGCCUUUAAAUGAAUUAAGCUGAGCCUAUGACACUUGCCACCU